AUGACUUCGGGUGAAACUCAGCACGCUCCAGGCGGCCAUUGGAGUGCCGCCAAUCCCAUCCCAACUAUUCAGAAAUUUGUCGAGAAUCUCGACAAGGACAAAAAAGAGCGGGACCGAAAGAUCGACGACGAAAUCAACCGUAAACGGCAGGCUGGCUCGAAAGACGUGCAGUCAACUGAGGAGCAAGUGGCUAAAUUGUCGAAACACACCCGUGAAGUGACGGAUCCCACGAGUGGACGAGAAAUUACAAUUGAAGACGUUGGGAAACAGUACAUGGAUGCUGUAAAAGAUCCAAAGAUAACUGUGCCAAAUUCAAACCUCGAUAAGCCAACGACUAUUAAAACCGACCCAUAUCAAGAAUUUGAGGAAUACAAACAGAACCAAGAUGUCACUGCCCCCCCAGAUCCAAUUGCUGAGGGCACAACUUCCGAUGUGCCUAUACACGGGGAGAAAACCAACGUUCUGUUUCAUCCCACUCCCUCGGUCACUUACCAGCCUAUGUUUGAGGAGAUCGAAAAGCGUGCAAAUGGACUCACAGCUGGAAUUGCCAUCACUGUCAUUGUAUUAGGAAAAACCUUUGGCGGUUCUCUAUGGGGGCUUAUACCCCUGGCUUUCUGCUUAGCAUCAGGGGUAUAUCUUUGGAUGAAAGAGGUCAUUCGUACUGGCCGAGAUUUUGAAUGGCGCAGUGAGCAACUCCGAGGUGAAACAGCAACUGCAAACCUCCUUCCCGAAUCGGUGGAGUGGAUUAAUGCUCUCUUGUCUGUGACUUGGGGCUUACUUAACCCUGACAUGUUCGCCAGCAUUGCCGACACGAUCGAGGAUGUCAUGCAAGCUUCUGUGCCGAGUGUGAUUGAAAAUGUCCGCGUUUCAGAGAUUGACCAAGGGAAUAAUCCCAUUCGAAUUCUCAGUAUUCGAUCUCUUCCCGACGGUCAUGUCCAGGAUUUGCAAAAGAAUAUCCGUGAAGACAACAAGAAAAACAAGGACCCUCAAGAGGCGGCUGCAGACGAGGAAGGUGGAGACUAUUACAAUCUUGAGGUUUCUUUUGCCUACCACGCAAAACCAUCCGGCGAGAGUGCCUCUGCUAAGGCACGCAACAUGCAUAUGCAUUUAGUGUUUUAUCUAGGGAUUAAGGGUCUAUUUGGAAUUCCAUUUCCUAUAUUCACCGAACUGAUUGAGUUGAUUGGGACAGUCCGGCUUCGACUUCAAAUGACGCCGCAACCUCCAUUUGCAAAAUCAGUGACUUUCAGUUUCAUGGGUCUUCCCCAUGUCCGCGCUGGCUGUGUACCGCUCGUUAAAAGGGGAGUAAAUAUUCUCAAUCUACCUUUGAUUUCAAACUUCGUCAACUAUGCCAUCGGAGCAGCGGCUAGUCUUUACGUGGCCCCCAAGUCUAUGUCGUUAGAUCUCGGUAUGAUUCUCAAGGGUGAUGAUAUUCAGAAAGACACCCUAGCAUUGGGUGUUUUCUGGAUUCGUAUUCACCGAGCUGUUGGCCUCAGUAAGCAGGAUCGUAGAGGUAGCGAGGGUGGCGGUAGUGAUCCUUACAUCAACCUCUCAUUCUCGAAAUACGGCAAGCCGAUGUACUGCACUCGCGUUAUCACAGACGACCUGAAUCCUGUAUGGGAGGAAACGGCUGCAUUGCUGGUUACCCCUGAGCUGAUCAAAGCUGAUGAACAGCUGAGCGUUGAGUUGUGGGAUUCUGACCGUAACUCUGCUGACGAUAUAGUGGGUAAGGUAGAACUUUCUAUCCAGAAAAUGAUUCAACACCCGGGUAUUAUGUACCCACAAGUAUCCAGAUUGGAAGGUAUGGAUGAAGGGAGCAGUAUGCCUGGAGAACUACGCUGGGAAGUUGGUUAUUUCGGCAAGCCUCGAUUGAGACCAGAGCUUCGAACCGAUGGAGAGAAUCAUGAGCUUCCUGAGACACUCCGACACGAGCCCACGCUCCAGGAUGAGAAGGGUGUAAUUAGUACCGAGGAUGAAGAUGCUGUCAGUCACACACCUCCGGAUCCACUCUGGCCGAGUGGCAUCUGUAGCAUUGUCAUUCACCAGAUAGUCAAUUUGCAGUUGGAGAACAUUCAUGGCACUCAAGGAAGUCGAAAGGGCAAGGAAUUUGAACCCGCCAAGCCUUAUGGAGAAAACGCAGAAGAACAAGGCAAAGAUCUUCCCACAGGUUAUUGUACAAUUUUGUUGAAUGAUCAAUUGGUGUAUCGAACUCGCGCCAAAGCUGUGAGCAGCAGGCCUAUUUUCAAUGCAGGCACUGAAAGAUUUGUACGCGACUGGCGAUCCGCCAUCGUCACAGUAACUGUGCGCGACCAGCGACAUCGCGAGCAUGAUCCUAUCUUAGGUGUUGUGUCCUUGAAACUUGUCGAUUUGAUGAAAACUAGCUCUCAGGUGACACGGUGGUACCCACUGGAUGGAGGGAUUGGAUUUGGACGCAUACGGAUCUCUCUCUUGUUUAGGAGUGUAGAAACGAAACUCCCUUCUAAUAUGCUGGGCUGGGAUGUAGGCACAUUUGAGUUUCUAUCUGAACGCAUUACCUUGAAGGAUUUCUCUCAAAGUGCUAAGCUUUGGCUUCGCACUGGUGGCAGCACUGGGAAAAUUUCAAGAUCUUAUUGCAAACAGGAUGGUGACGAUCACUAUUUCGAUUUAUCUCAAACCUCGGCGAAGCCUCGGCUACCCGUAAAAUACCGCUAUCGCUCUCCAGUUGUGUUUGAAUUUCGUGUUUCUGGGAAACGAAGAAAUACAGCCUAUGCAGUUCUAUGGCUCCAACAUCUCGUUGACAAUGAAGAGACUCCAAUUGACAUCCCAAUUUGGACGACAAAACGCGGUGACCGAUUAACUCAAAAUUAUGUCACGGAGGAGAAUUGCAAGACACUAGGCUUGGAUGCCCUAGAGGAUCUGACUGAAGUUGGACGUCUUCAGUUCACUGGAAGGUUCUCCGCUGGCAUGGAUGAAUCACACGAACAAUUCGUUGCGGAUAACGACAGCCGUGAGACAUUUGAGACAUGGGAAGCUUGUCAAUCAGAAGGUCUUCGAGACAGGCAUGUAACUGUCGAAAUUCCAGAAACCGUACGUGACCUACACGAGAAGUCAUUGGUGCAAGGCCGUGAUGUACUUCGAGAAUCCGACACAAAUGACCGCAAACGUUGGAUUGCGAAGGAUGGUAGGGAUUGGAGCGGUGCAUUUGGCGAGGAUCCUCGAGACCUGGUGGACAAGAGAGCUGAUGGGCACAAUAUCAACGGAACUACUAACGAAACUUCCAAUGACUAUGAUGAGAAUGAUGACGAUGCCGACAGCAAUAAUGACGGUAGUUCAGAGGAAGACACCACCACAAAUAGCGCCAGCCUAACUACCUCGUCAAGUGCAGGUCAGUCCAACAAAUCUGGUAAUAAAGCCAACAAACGCAGUGAGCACCGCAAACAGCGGGGACUGAUGCAAUGGAAACCUGCUCGUAACGCAGCAUUUGCCAAAGACGAAGCUACUUUUGCUCUGCGGAAGAUGAAAAAGAAGUUUGGGAUUGGCGACUUGACUGGCCGUGAACCGAACAUCGAGACUGAAACUGGCUCUUAA
Messenger RNA from Talaromyces proteolyticus, 3564 nucleotides. RefSeq names its product C2 domain protein. The transcript is spliced from 5 exons. Bases 1 to 3564 code for a protein of 1187 amino acids. NCBI's taxonomy places the organism in Eukaryota, Fungi, Ascomycota, Eurotiomycetes, Eurotiales, Trichocomaceae. Gene Ontology annotation, molecular function: lipid binding. The record is from RefSeq and is a predicted model, not a curated record.